This is a messenger RNA of Spinacia oleracea (spinach), 2816 nucleotides long. RefSeq names its product rhodanese-like domain-containing protein 4, chloroplastic. Lineage: Eukaryota; Viridiplantae; Streptophyta; Magnoliopsida; Caryophyllales; Amaranthaceae. The record is from RefSeq and is a predicted model, not a curated record. The transcript has 8 exons. The coding region runs from base 1059 to 2534 and encodes 491 amino acids.
UGUAUGAUUGUUAUUGAUGAACAGUGUAAAUCACAUGGUAUAAUUGUAAACAAAUGCAGAGUAGAUUUUUAAGAUAUACUCCGUAUUUUUAAACUCAAUUCAUGUAAGAACAAAUUUUGUUUAUAUAAGUUUAAAAUUUAUUUCUUUACGCUCAAAUUUUAUUCAUUUUAUUCACUUUUUUGUUUUAUUUUUAUUUUUAUUGCCGGUUCAAUAACGAAAAUGCCAUGUAUUAUUAUUUGCACUAUUUACAAAUCUCAGUUAUUGAUAAAUACAUUUCCUUGCAAAAGUGACAAUGUUGGUAAAACUUCUUCGCCAAUACUGGUAAUUUUAAUUAAAAAACAUAAAAAUCUUCUCUAAUAAGCACAAUACUGUUUUAGUAGUUUUGUACUUCAGAGUGGCAGAGUGCUUCUUAUCUAAUACAGUAAGAAAUAACAUUAAGGCAUUAACAUUGUUGCAAUAAGUUUUACCUUCUGUUUUGGUGAACAAUUGAUACUAUUACGUUGGAGUUAUUAAUUUCAGUGUGUUGAGUUAUUUAUCAGACCAGAUUAGAUCAGAUUAGAAUGUUAUCAAUCUCCGAAAGAAUCAAAACUAAUACUCCGUGGUGCUAGUACAAAAGAUUUGGAAAUUAAGUAGCAAGUAGUACAAAAGAAAUGGUUGUUUUGGACUUUUCGGCCUGUACUGAAUGUAACUUUAGUACUGUUGGUUGAGCUUCAGCUCUAGUAUUUUCCCAGAAUUUCUAAAAUAUUCUUCAUAAAUCAUAUAUACUCCAUAAUUGUCAUCCACACAAUCAUACUACUAUUUCACGAGAAGACAAUCAGCAACAUCAUCCUUUUUUCAUGCCACGUGUCACCCAUCUGGUGGACAACCAAUGAUCUUGCCGCCAUGUCAGCACCCUCCACCCCAGCCAAAAGAUUUUGCAUUCUGUGAAGCCAAUUCUUUUGGCUUGCAACAAAGAUAGCUUAGCUUCUUAACUUUUAUCUUUCAUGGUGAAUUCGUUUAUUCCUCAAAAAAUAAAAAUAUAUUAUAAAUAAAAUUGUGAGCCUCCAAAAAUUUCUGCAAUGGAGGCCCUCAAUGCAGUAAGAUUGAAGCCAAUAUGCGGUGUUCCUGAUCAAAGAGGAAUACCCAGAAAAAUUCCACAAAUCCCAACACUUCCAUCUCUUAAAUUCCCACAAAUUACAAUCAACCCACCAAAAUUUACAGAGGAUUUUGCAAGAAAAUUUCAUGGAAGUUUACUGCUUUUGGCUUCUUCUGCUUUCAGUGCUAACUUUGCUGGUGCUCUGACAUAUGAAGAAGCAUUAGAGCAAUCAGUAAAUGCAGAUGUUGGGGCUGAAUUUGAUGCAGGAAGUGUUGUUGAAACAAUUGUCCAAAACCCACUAAUUAUAGCUGGUGGAGUUGCUGUAAUUGCAGUUCCCUUGGUUUUAUCCCAAGUUUUUGGGAGCAAGCCUAAGCCUUUUGGUGUUCAAUCUGCUAAAAUUGCAUAUGCUAAGAUUGGUGAAGAACCUAAUGCUCAGCUUCUUGAUAUAAGAUCUUUGAAGGAGUCGAGGGAAGUUGGUAGUCCUGAUAUUCGAGGAUUGAAGAAGAAGGCGGUAUCCAUUGUGUAUAGAGGUGAAGAUAAGCCUGGAUUCUUGCAAAAGUUGUCUUUGAAGUUCAAGGAUCCUGAAAACACUACUUUGUAUAUCCUAGACAAAUUCGAUGGGAACUCUGAGUUAGUAGCGGAGUUGGUGACUGCAAAUGGUUUCAAAUCUGCUUAUGCUAUCAAAGAUGGAGCAGAGGGACCUCGGGGAUGGAUGAAUAGCAAACUCCCUUGGAUUCUACCAAAGAAAACAUUCAGCCUUGAUUUUAGUGCUUUGACAGAAGCAUUUGGUGAGAGUGCCGAUGGAUUACCAGUACUAGGGAUUGGUGCAGCUGCAGCUGCUGGAUUUGGUUUGUUGGCUUUUACAGAGAUGGAAACCCUUCUCCAACUGCUAGGCUCUGCAGCAAUUGUUCAGCUACUUAGCAAGAAGCUUUUAUUCGCAGAGGAUAGAAAGCAAACAUUGGGUCAACUUGAUGAAUUCUUGAACACCAAGGUUGCUCCAAAUGAGCUCGUUUCAGAUAUAAAGAAAAUAGGAACUGCCCUUCUACCAAUAACUGUGAAUGACAAGGCACUUCCAGCACCUGAAGAGGCAGCCCCUGUUGCUGUUGCUGAAAACAGUUUCCAGAAAACUGAAUCUGUACCUGCACAACCUGCCCCCGAACCACAAACAGAAGCAGAAGCACCUGCACAACCUGCCCCCGAACCACUAGCAGAAGCAGAAGCAGAAGCACCUGCACCCGAACCACUAGCAGAAGCAGAAGCACCUGCACCCGAACCACUAGCAGAAGCAGAAGCACCUGCACAACCUGCACCCGAACCACUAGCAGAAGCACCUGCACCAGAAAUCAGCUCCACACCCCAGAAAGAAGUUAAUACAGCAUCACAUCAAAGGCCGCUUUCACCAUACGCUGCAUAUCCAGAUCUCAAGCCUCCAACUUCCCCUUGUCCCUCACAACCUUGAGAUUUACGUUGGAGCUAUUCGAGGAUCAUUUUGUUAAUUUGUGUCAUCUACAUGAAACUACAUGAGUAAAUUGAGCUUACUAUGGGGCAUGCAUGCAAGCUAGAGAAACUUGGCUAUCUCCCUUUUAUAGGUCAGAAAAUCUGUACUAGUCGUUUGCAAGUUACCCUGCAAAUUGAGUCUUUUUGUUUCCUCUUCACAGAAUUGGUAGCUCAAUAAACUAAGUAUAUAAUUAGGCUUUUGAAGCCAUCAAUGCGGCCAACAAAGACAUUGCUUUCAACAAAA